This is a messenger RNA of Austrofundulus limnaeus, 1400 nucleotides long. RefSeq names its product NHL repeat-containing protein 3. Gene Ontology annotation, biological process: protein polyubiquitination; proteasome-mediated ubiquitin-dependent protein catabolic process. Lineage: Eukaryota; Metazoa; Chordata; Actinopteri; Cyprinodontiformes; Rivulidae. The record is from RefSeq and is a predicted model, not a curated record. The coding region runs from base 186 to 1250 and encodes 354 amino acids. The transcript has 3 exons. Gene Ontology annotation, molecular function: protein binding; ubiquitin protein ligase activity.
GUUGUGUCUCGUGACAUCCGGGUGAACGUCGGUUUUUAGUAAACACUGAAUUUCACAAUAUAACCUAAUUAAGGUCUGUAUUUGUUGGCUGGGAUAUUCUCAGUGAGAUUAGUUGUUUUGUUCUCCUCGGCUUUUAAAGCAGAUUAGAUUGAGCGGAAGUCGUAGCACGAGACAGGUAAACACUGAUGUGGAUAAACAAGAGAAGCCAAACCUAUUUGAUAGCUUCCGGUAUGGUGUUGUUGGUCCUGUUCAUGACGGUGCUGUACAGCAGCAGCAGCAGCAGCCAGCACCCGAGCAGCCCUAACUUCAAACCGGACUACCAGCUGCUGGGCAGACCCCUUUACAAACUGGACCUGAGCUGGCCCCGGAACCCCGAGCUCUUCACCGGACAGGUGUUCUCCGUAGCUGUCAACCAGUACACCGGUGUGGUGUAUGUGGGGCAGAGAGGCGAUAAUGUGCCGAAGGUGCUGGUGUUCUCCACAGAUGGAGAUUUCCUCAUGUCUUGGAACACAACCAGUCUGGAGAUGCCUCAUGGGAUGUUUGUAGGAGACGCAGCAUCAGACAGUCCCAGCGUGUGGAUCACAGAUGUGGGCAACGGUCCUUAUGGUCACUGUAUCAAACAGUACUCAUCAUCAGGGAAGCUGCUGCAGGUGCUUGGUACCCCAGGGAAAGCCGGUUCCGGGUUGGACCCUCUGCAGUUUGACCAGCCAGCUGAGGUCUUUGUCCAUGACUCGGGGGAGCUGUACAUUGUGGACGGUGAUGGUGGCAUGAACAACCGCCUCAUCAAGCUCUCCAAAGAACACCAAGUGUUAUGGAUGCAUGCAGAGAAAGGACAAGGCCUGGCUCAGUUCUACAUCCCCCACAGUGUGACAGUAGAUACCGCCCAGAGGGUGUGGGUGGCUGACAGGGGCAACAAACGGAUCCAGGUCUUCAACUCCAUCACAGGGGACUGGCUGGGCACAUGGGGGAGCUGCUUCACAGAGGACGCCCCCUAUUCAGUUCGCCUCACUCCAGACAAGAAAUACUUUGUUGUCGUCCAGCUAAACACCAAUCAGAUUUCUUUGCUGGAUGCACCACCUGUAGGCCUGAUUGGUCAGUGCAACGUGAUCAGUGUGAUCCAGCUGUCUGAGGAUGUGAAGCCACACCUGGUGGACCUGGAUCUGACAACUGGAGCUCUGUAUGUGGCUGAGAUCGGAGCUCAGCAGGCUCAGAAGUUCAUCCCCUUCAGUCUGGGUGGAAGUUUGCAUUAAAGUCCUGCUGGGGCUUAAACUGAAAUAUUUAAACAUCACAGUUGCUCAGAAACAAUGAGUCUGCCAGUCUGAUCUUAUCCCAUCUGUGGACAAUAUUGUUUUUGCAAGUGUCUUUGUGUGUUUGUGAGUAAACCCCGUCUGUUGACAAAA